Messenger RNA from Myxocyprinus asiaticus (Chinese sucker), 7149 nucleotides. RefSeq names its product fibroblast growth factor receptor-like 1. Bases 461 to 1924 code for a protein of 487 amino acids. Gene Ontology annotation, cellular component: plasma membrane. The record is from RefSeq and is a predicted model, not a curated record. The transcript is spliced from 7 exons. Lineage: Eukaryota; Metazoa; Chordata; Actinopteri; Cypriniformes; Catostomidae. Gene Ontology annotation, molecular function: fibroblast growth factor receptor activity; fibroblast growth factor binding.
GAGUGUCUGUCUGGACGGCGAAUUUAGUUAACGGUAUUUCUUUAACACUGUUUGAUACGAAUUUCAAACCAAAUCAGUAAUUUGUCGGCGUCGUUUUGUUACAUGAAGACUCUGUAGAGAUAAGUCGAGAUAAAGAGAUCAGGACUCAGUCACAGUAGUGCGUGGACUGCACGCGGACUGUCAUCUGUGAUCAAUGCGUAUUUUAAUCGCGCAAAAAUAGAUGACGUCAGAGCGUUCGCGAAUACAGUUGCGCGUGAUUAAAUUGCGAUCAGAUUGAUUUCGCUGUAUCGCGUUUGCAGAAGGAUUUUGAAUGUAGCGCUAAGUUUAAAGAGGCAUGAAGUGUCUGGACUAUUUUAGAAGGAUGUAAUCAUGAUUUUUCAUCUAUUCGUCUUGAGGAACACUUUAUAAAUAUUAGUCAUUGUUGAUUUGAAGAAUCCGAGAUCAAUUUUGUAGUGACAUCAUGGAACUCUUUUGGAUUGCUUUCUUCGUUUUUGACAUUAUUUUCAUGUCAGACUGUGCCAGAGGUCCUCCACGUGUAGCGGAGAAGAUUGCCCACCGGCAGACUGUGAAGAUUGGACGCACCAUGAAACUUCAAUGUCCUGUGGAUGGGGACCCACCACCUCUCAUUAUGUGGACCAAAGAUGGACGGAACAUCCACAGCGGUUGGAUGCGCUUCAGAGUUCUCCAGCAAGCCCUGCGUAUCACAGAGGUGGAGGCAGAGGAUGCUGGAACAUUCAUUUGUAAAGCCACCAAUGGCUUCGGCAGUGUCAACAUUAACUACACUCUUAUCGUCAUCGAUGACUCUGGGAGUGCUGGGAGGGAAGGUGCUAGACCAGCUGGUGAAACCGAUUACUCCACUGACCAGACGGGUAAACUGGUACGGCCCCGUUUCACACAGCCGGCCAAAAUGAGGAAGCGUGUGAUUGCCCGGCCGGUGGGCAGUUCAGUCCGACUCAAGUGUGCUGCCAGCGGAAACCCCAGACCUGACAUAGUUUGGCUAAAGGACAGCAGACCUCUGACACCCGAGGAGGUGGGUGAGGGGCGUAAGAAGAAGUGGACCCUCAGCCUGAAGAACCUUACGCCCGAACAUAGCGGCAAAUAUACCUGUCACGUGUCCAACCGCGCCGGAGAGAUCAACGCCACCUAUAAAGUGGAAGUCAUCCAGCGCACAAAUUCCAAGCCCAUCUUAACGGGCACUCAUCCAGUGAAUACUACAGUAGACUAUGGUGGCACCACGUCUUUCCAGUGCAAAGUGCGUAGUGAUGUCAAGCCGGUUAUCCAAUGGUUAAAGAGGGUCGAACCCGGCGAUGAGAGCAAGUACAACUCCACCAUUGAGGUUGGGGACCAUCGCUUCGUUGUAUUGCCCACGGGUGAAGUGUGGUCGCGUCCAGACGGCUCCUAUUUGAACAAGCUACUUAUCACCCGGGCCAAGGAGGAGGAUGCUGGCAUGUAUAUCUGCCUGGGGGCCAAUACUAUGGGCUACAGCUUCCGCAGUGCCUUCCUUACUGUGCUGCCUGACCCAAAGCCACCAUUUUCUCCGAUUCCUUCUCUGCUACCCCCAAGUCUACCCUGGCCUGUCAUCAUCGGCAUUCCUGCAGGAGUUGUCUUUAUCCUGGGUACCAUCCUUCUGUGGUUCUGCCAGUCCAGGAAGCACUGUUCCUCAGGAGCCAUAAUCUCAGCCCAGACCUUACCCAACGGCCACCGGCAACCGCCCAGAGACCGAAUCCUACCGCCCACCGAUAAAGACUGCAUGGGCUCCAUCACUUAUGAGGAAUAUCUGGUCCAGCAGCAACAACAGCAACAUCUACUUGCCCAGGCUGUUCCGAAAGUCUACCCAAAGAUCUACUCAGACAUUCAUACACACACCCACUCGCAUAUGGACGGCAAUGUUCACCAGCACCAACACAUCCAUUACCAAUGUUAGCCCCUGUUUUCAGGAAUGGAGAUCUUCCUACUUACAGUACAGUCCUCACCACAAACAAACAGGAAACUAGUUCUGGCUCCUUCUGGUUCUAUUUCUUUACUUUUUGGACGUAUUAUGGAAGUGUUUUAGCCAAAAUAGUACAGUAUGUAGGCCGAAGUGAGUCAGGGCUUCUACCACUACUAAUGUUAGCCCCCGUCCUCACUUAUGGAGGCCUUACUACCUGCAGUGCUCAACAGAAACGGGAAACUCGUUUUGAUUUACAUAUUUCUAUGACCUACGGCAGGCUUUUAGCCAAAAUAGGGCAGUAUGUGGUCAAAGUGGGCAAGGGCUGCCUCAAACAAACAUUUCUGCUCGAAGUCUAGAGAAUGGAAAGACAAUUGAGCCAUGUUGUUUCAUUCUAACCGAUCUCUCGUUCUGAAUACAAGGAGCUCAAAGACAUUUUGAACAGUGGGGUGGAAAAAGGACAAAUAAUGAUGAUAUGUCAGUCUAGUUUGGAAUGGAGAAACAUUCAUGUUUCAAAGAAACACUGCUUCAGAUUUUGUAUGGGACGACAUAUUGUUUAUAUCCAGCAGUAACUGAAUUGGGUGAAUGUUUUGUGUCCUUGUUAAAGCUUAGUGUCUUUAACUGUUGUUUGGCUAAGUCAGGGGUGUCCAAACAUUUUCGGUCUGGUGCCAAAUGCAGAAAAAAUAUAUGGUGCCGCAGGCCGCAUCGCUGUAAUAAUUUAAAAAAUGGCUAGAAGCUACUAGAUUGCCACUAUGCAUAAUCUUUAUAUUGUACGCUUAAUAUUAUGCUAGUUUUAAUCAUAAUUUGUGCUCUAUGGAAUGCUUGUGUAGGCCCUACAUUUAAAUAAAGGAUAGGGUAUUUCACUCACAAAGAACUCUUAUAAUGGAACAGUGAUGCGUCUUAUACAAAAUUUUAUACUAAUUUAUUCACAUUUUUAUCUUUUUGAUGUCCAUUCAGUGGCACUGCAAAGAACAUAUAGAUCUGCAACUGAGUGUUGGAUGUGACCCAUCACAAUAAUCAGAAUCAGAUUACAUUUUAUCACUUCAUGAAGUGAUGCAAUGAAUUACUCUUUAUUUUCAAGGAAUUACUCUUUAUAGCUAUACAAUUAUAACUUCUGUUCUGUUGUUACUUGCAUUACAAAUAAGAUUUUUAUUUAAUCAAAAUUAGCACGCUUUAUUUUAUUUUGUAGACGUGCAUGUGCAAGCUGAGCACGCGCAUCAGGCACAGAUGUGCAAGUGUUUAAAGAGCUCUCUUCUACAGUAUUUCCUCACUCAAAUGGCGCUGGGAAGCCCAUGGAUAAUUUUACUUUUUUAACGAAAUAUCAGAAUACUUCCCAGUGCUGGGACAGCACGGUGGCUCAGUGGUUAGCACUGUCACCUCACAGCAAGAAGGUCCCAGGUUUGAGUCCUGGCUGAACUGGUCCAUUCUGUGUGGAGUUUGCAUGUUCUCCCUGCAUUUGCAUGGGUUUCCUCUGGGUGCUCUGGUUUUCCCCCACAAGUCCAAAAACAUGCAGGUUAAGAAAAUUGGACACUACAAACUGCCCUGUAGGUAUGAGUGAGAGUCCCCCAGCCACUGGGUGUUGCAUCAGGAAGGACCUCUGAUGUAAAACUUCUGUGGGAACCCCUAACAGGAGCAGCUGAAAGAAGAAAAAGAUGCUUCCCAAUGCUACAGAGGAUGUUCUGGAAGAGUAUGCUUGGGUUGCAUGUCUUUGUGUGUGCUCAGUAAACUGUUCAGCCACUUGCACAAUGCAGCUCUACUCAGUUGUAUGACAUGAGGUAUUGUGACAUUUUAACAAGAACAAGUACAUGAGAAAAGUAUCUAACCUGAUGUCAAUCUUUUAAUAAAUGCAUCAUUCUUUCUGCGGGGUGCUUCAUCCUUGAAAAUAAGGAGUAUUCGAAACUCCUGUUGAACUCUGCCAGUGGAUGAAGCUGGUGACAACACAGAACACACUAGCGGAGAUGAUGCACUCUGAAUAGCGGCUGCAAGUGAUAGCGACAUCCAGUGCUCAGAAUACAAAUUUCAAAUAAUUUCUCCAUAUUUGGCCUAAUUCUGUUCUAUUUCUAAAGUCUCUUGCAGGCCGCAUCGGAGCAGUCAGAGGGCCGCAUAUGGCCCGUGGGCUGGACUUUGGACACCCCUGGGCUAAGUGAACUAACGCCACAAUAUUUUAAUACGAUUUUUUAUAAGCCCAUUGACAAAUUUUGUGAACGGGGCCAAAAGAUUUUUCUUUUUUUUUUUUUUUUUUGCACCAAAUCUCAGUGAAACGUAUUUGUACUUUUGCAUGCAAAACAGAAUUGUUUGCAUAUAUUCGGAGAUCUAGUUACAGUUCAUUUAAUAACAUCUGAAAAUGUUGAUUCCUCGAUCUCCACAGGUUCUUUAAAGACAAGUUGAAUGCAUGAGGGCAUAUACUGUAUGUUUAUUUAGUUUUUGUAUAGUCUGCAGGUAUGAUAAUGAGUUUUUACAGUAAGAACUGGUGUAGGUUCAGUCAAUCAAAGAUCUAGUUUUCCUGUCUAAUUGUAUCUUUAUUCCACUUAAUGGAAAAAGAGGAUAUUCUUGAGCUAUAGUUAGAUAGUAACUUAAGGCAAUAACUCUUAAGAUUUUGGCAUUGUACGGUUCUGGCAAGGGGUUCCUCGUGUUUUUCAUUAGCUUUGUACUUGUAUUUUUAGGGCCUAAUCUGAAUAACCUGAGGUACCACAAUCCCAUAGUUCUUCUAUGGCCUUUGUGUGUGUGUGUGUGUGUGUGUGUGUGUGUGUGUGUGUGUGUGUGCGUGCGUGUGCGUGUGCGUGUGCGUGUGCGUGCGUGUGCGUGUGCGUGUGCGUGUGCGUGUGCAUGUGUGAAUGCGUGUGUGUUUGGGGAGGGAGUUGUAUUUUCAUAAGCUUGACCACUAUAAUGAAGACUGUGUAAAAUGCCUUUGACUGCUCAUGUAAUGGCUCCCCUUUAAUAUUUACUGAACAGAACUGAGUCAGAGAUUCAAAGACAAACUGUAGACUGAAACUCAUACGUAUUUAGCAUUAUCUGUGCAUGUGAAGUCUGUGUUUACCAUUAUGUUCAUGGUAAUGGGUCAAUGGACUGUGGGAAUUCAGGAAUGCACUUAACCCAGACAUCUGUUUGCUACAUUUUUAAAUUCAUUGUCCCUAUUAUUAUCAAAAAGUAAUCCAAAAAAGGAAACCUUGUCAAACUUUAAACAAUUAAUUUAUUUGUAAACAAAUUGUUUUAUGCUUCAAAUUGGGCAUUAUCUACAUGUUUAAACCAAAUACAAGUAUACAGCAUUGUCUUCCUCUUAGCUGCAGUGUAUGCUAUGUAGCAUAUAUCAAGUGUUAAAUAUUUAUAGAUGCUGUUGAAGAGCGUGACACAACGUUCGUAAUUAGGUAUCUUUGUAUGGACAAUCUUGUACAGUCUGGCCUGUUAUUAUGUUAAAAAAAUAUACAUUUGUCAUGUUGAAACAUUAAAAUCAUUUUAUCAUUAUAAAAUGAUAAAGCUUGUGUUCACCAGAUAUGAAACUGUUUUGUGUCAUGUUCUAAUGUGAAUAUUAAUUUAUGCUGUUGCAAAUUUACCAAUUUUUGGUAUACCCUCAAGUGUCCCUUUUUUAUAUCUGCUGUCAUAGUAGUGUCUAAACGUACCAAACAACAUGUUACUGUAACCUCAAAAUAGUAUUUUUACUAUCCAUUUACAACACUAUGACCAGUUAAAAAAGAUACAGAAUGUUAUGGUUUAUAUUUUAUCAGUUUACCAGAGUUUUUUCACAUUGUAAUUAUAGUUCAAAGGAUAAGUUUUGUGAAAUAAAUCAGAAAUACUAUAGCAGAUACCCAUAUAAACUCAGAAAAAAAGGAAACAUCCCUUUUUCAGGACACUGUAUUUUAAAGAUAAUUUUGUAAAAAUCCAAAUAACUUUACAGAUCUUGUAAAGAGUUUAAACAAUGUUUUCCAUGCUUGUUCAAUGAAACAUAAACAAUUAAUGAACAUGCACCUGUGGAACGGUCGUUAAGACACUAACAGCUUACAGACGGUAGGCAAUUAAGGUCACAGUUAUAAAAACUUAGGACACUAAAGAGACCUUUCUACUGACUCUGUAAAACACCAAAAUAAAGAUGCCCAGGGUCCCUGCUCAUCUGCAUGAAUGUGCCUUAGGCAUGCUGCAUGGAAGCAUGAGGACUGCAGAUGUGGCCAGGGCAAUAAAUUGCAAUGUCCGUACUGUGAGACGCCUAAGACAGUGCUACAGGGAGACAGGAAGGACAGCUGAUCAUCCUCGCAGUGGCAGACCAUUUAUAACAACACCUGCGCAGGAUCGGUACAUCCGAAUAUCACACCUGCAUGACAGGUACAGGAUGGCAACAACAACUGCCCGAGUUACACCAAGAACACACAAUCCCUCCAUCAGUGUUCAGACUGUCCGCAAUAGGCUGAGAGAGGCUGGACUGAGGGCUUGUAGGCCUGUUGUAAGGCAGGUCCUUACUAGACAUCACCGGCAACGACAUCACCUAUGGGCACAAACCCACCUUCGCUGGACCAGACAGGACUGGCAAAAAGCACAAGUCGUGGUUUUGUCUCACCAGGGGUGAUGGUCGGACUCAUGUUUAUUGUAGAAGGAGUGAGCGUUACACCAAGGCCUGUACUCUGGAGCGGGAUCGAUUUGGAGGUGGAGGGUCCAUCAUAGUCUGGGGCGGUGUGUCACAGCAUCAUCGGACUGAGCUUGUUGUCAUUGCAGGCAAUCUCAAUGCUGUGCGUUACAGGUUAAGACAUCCUUCUCCCUCAUGUGGUACCUUUACUGCAGGCUCAUCCUGACAUGACCCUCCAGCAUGACAAUGCCACCAGCCAUACUGCUCGUUCUGCGCGUGAUUUCCUGCAAGACAGGAAUGUCAGUGUUCUGCCAUGGCCAGCAAAGAGCCCGGAUUUCAAUCCCAUUGAGCACAUCUGGGACCUGUUGGAUCGGAGGGUGAGGCUAGGGACAUUCCCCUCAGAAAUGUCCGGAAACUUGCAAGUGCCUUGGUGGAAGAGUAGGGUAACUUCUCACAGCAAGAACUGGCAAAUCUGGUGCAGUCCAUGAGGAGGAGAUGCACUGCAGUACUAAAUUCAGCUGGUGGCCACACCAGAUACUGACUGUUACUUUUGAUUUUGACCCCUCCCCUCUGCUCGGACACAUUAUUCCAUUUCUGUUAAUCACAUGUCUGUGAAACGUAUUCAGUUUAUGUCUUAAUUGUUGAAUCUUUUUAUGUUCAUACAAAUAUU